GCAGCUGACAGGUAUUGAUUUUCUGUCGUUUUUUGAUUCCAUUGCAUCCAGGUAGGUAUGCGACCCUGGAUUCUACUGCGCUUCUGGUUGAGAUACGGAGUUCGAGUCUGCAUGGGCACCUCGUCGCACAAGCUGCGUUCGGCGCGUCCGACCCUGCCUCGGCAUGACGUCCGAUAGUGCGGCCAACAGGUGUUUCAACGGGGCAGUUGAUAAGACCUCCUGAGCCCACUGCAAUAUACACAUAUCUUUUGCGCCUCCUAACACCAUGGCCCAAUCGCGUCAGUACGAGCUGGUCCUUUUCGGGGCGACUGGCUAUACCGGCAAGCUGACGGCGGAGUGGAUCAGCCAACAUCUCCCUAUCGAUUUGAAGUGGGCGAUAGCUGGUCGCAAUGCAAACAAGCUGCAAGAUGUUAUUGAAGAGCUAAAGCGGCUGUGUCCAGACCGCAAGCAGCCAGACAUCGAAACAUGCGAGCUCAAGGAAGACCAACUAACCUCACUCGCCCUCAAAACCCGUCUCAUCAUCACAACCGUAGGCCCCUUCAUGUUCUAUGGCGAGCCCGUGCUCGCUGCCUGCGCAAAGACUGGGACGCACUAUCUCGACUGUACAGGCGAGGUACCAUGGAUCCACUCCAUGAUCCCCAAAUACCACGACCAAGCCAAGUCCACCGGCGCCAUCAUCAUCCCCGAAUGUGGCCUUGACUCCGUCCCAGCAGACAUCCUAGCCUACGCGCUGACAUCGCACGUGCGCAAGACGCUGAACGCCGGAACCGCGAACGUGAACAUGAGCUUUUUCGCUGGGAAGUCGGGAUUCAGCGGGGGGACGGCGCACACGAUCCUGCAGCUGUUCGAGAAUUUUGGCAUGAAAGAGUUGGGGGAUGCGAUGAAGCCGUGGUCGCUCUCCCCUGUGCAGCCUACUAACCCCGCGAGGAGUCCGAAGGGCAGUCUGCUCCACCGCCUCUUCGGCUUGGUUAAUAUCCCGGAGAUAGGCGGCAUCCAGACGACCUGGCUCAUGGCCAGCGUCGACCGCUGUAUCACGCACCGCUCAUGGGGAUUAUACGAGUCGAGCGCCAAGUCCACGUCCACACCAAGCUUGUCGUACGGACCGCGCUUUAACUUCAACGAGUACAUGCGCGCGAAGUCCCUGAUAGCUGGCUUGGCUGUGAACGUCGGUAUGGCGCUAUUCGGUUUGGCCUUCGCGUUCCCCCUGUCUCGCUGGAUCCUUUCGCCUCUUGUCAAGCGCUUUGUGCUGCCACAACCGGGCGAGGGGCCUUCGCGAGAGAGCAUGAAGAAAGACUUUAUGGAUUACAAAGCGGUUGCGAUUGCGGAUACGGACAGGCAGGAGAAGGUGCAUGGAACACUGCACAUUCCCCACGGAGGGUACGUUGCAACAGCGCAGACGUUGAGUGCAGCCGCACUGGUCAUCUUACGUGGGAGACUGGAGAAUACGGAAGCUGGGAGGUUGGGUGGAGGUAUACUUACUCCCGCAACGUUGGGACAGCCAUUCGUGGAGAAGUUGGAUGAAUUUGGCAUCAAGAUUGAAGUUGGCGUAUAAUAGCUAUCACAGCAUGUUGUGAAGCUGGCACCCUAGGUCUUCGUUCGAAUGUCCCGAUUUGACUCAUGAUCAGUAGACACUACCUAUUUAGCAGAAGAAGGAGAUACCGAUCAUUUGGGCACUGUAAUGACAGAAAGACUUGUAAACCCC
Molecule: messenger RNA, 1702 nt
Organism: Paraphaeosphaeria sporulosa
Lineage: Eukaryota; Fungi; Ascomycota; Dothideomycetes; Pleosporales; Didymosphaeriaceae
Product: saccharopine dehydrogenase
Exons: 2
Coding region: 266-1552 (428 amino acids)
Biological process (GO): glycolipid biosynthetic process
Cellular component (GO): lipid droplet; mitochondrion; plasma membrane
Source: RefSeq, a predicted model, not a curated record